Molecule: messenger RNA, 1537 nt
Organism: Hansenula anomala
Lineage: Eukaryota; Fungi; Ascomycota; Saccharomycetes; Phaffomycetales; Wickerhamomycetaceae
Product: pyruvate kinase
Exons: 1
Biological process (GO): glycolytic process
Cellular component (GO): cytoplasm
Molecular function (GO): pyruvate kinase activity; magnesium ion binding; potassium ion binding
Source: RefSeq, a predicted model, not a curated record
AAAAAUUUCAACAGCAAAUUGGGAAAAACCACAUCAACAGCUGUGUCAAAAAAAUCAUAUAUAAAUCAUCCAUAUCACUUGUAAUCGUCAAAUGUACUCAAUCUUAAAACUUUGAAAUUUUGUUGAUUUUUUCUCAUUAUACAUUAAAUACAACUCAAUCUUUAUCACACAAUGGCUUACGAAAACUCAAAAAUCGGUUGGUUAGCUUCCUUAAACGUUAGUGAAACUCCUGAAUCACAAUUACGUCGUACCUCAAUCAUUGGUACUAUUGGUCCAAAAACCAACACUCCAGAAAUCUUGGUUAACUUAAGAAAAGCUGGUUUAAAUGUUGUUCGUAUGAAUUUCUCUCAUGGUUCUUAUGAAUACCAUCAAUCUGUCAUUGACAAUGCUAGAAAAUCUGAAGAAUUAUACCCAGGUCGUCCAUUAGCUAUUGCUUUAGAUACUAAAGGUCCAGAAAUUAGAACUGGUACCACCAGAGGUGAUACUGAUUACCCAAUUCAACCAAACCAUGAAAUGAUCUUCACCACUGAUGAAAAAUACUUGAAAGAAUCUGAUGAUAAAAUCAUGUACAUUGACUAUAAAAACAUUACCAAAGUUAUUGAAAAAGGUCGUGUUAUCUAUGUUGAUGAUGGUGUUUUAUCAUUUGAAGUUUUAGAAGUUAUUGAUGAACAAACCAUUAAAGUUAAAUCCGUCAAUGCUGGUAAAAUCUCUUCUCAUAAAGGUGUUAACUUACCAAACACUGAUGUUGAUUUACCAGCCUUAUCUGAAAAAGAUAAAGCUGAUUUAAGAUUUGGUGUUAAAAACGGUGUCCAUAUGGUCUUUGCUUCAUUCAUCAGAACCGGUGAUGAUAUCAAAGUUAUCAGAGAAGUUUUAGGUGAAGAUGGUAAAGAUAUUAAAAUCAUUGCUAAAAUUGAAAACCAACAAGGUGUUAACAACUUUGAUGAUAUCUUAAAGGAAACCGAUGGUGUUAUGGUUGCUAGAGGUGAUUUAGGUAUUGAAAUCCCAGCUGCUCACGUUUUAGUUGUCCAAAAACAAUUGAUUGCCAAAUGUAACUUGGCUGGUAAACCAGUUAUCUGUGCUACUCAAAUGUUGGAAUCCAUGACUUACAACCCAAGACCAACCAGAGCUGAAGUUUCUGAUGUCGGUAAUGCUAUCUUAGAUGGUGCUGACUGUGUUAUGUUGUCUGGUGAAACCGCUAAAGGUAACUACCCAAUUGAAGCCGUUACUAUGAUGCACCACACUGCUUUAAUUGCUGAAAAAGCCAUUGCUUAUGCUCCAUUAUAUGAUGAAUUAAGAAGAUUAACCAAAAGACCAGCUGGUACUGUUGAAACUGUCGCUUUAGCUGCUGUUAACGCUGCUGCUGAAAACAAUGCCAAAGCUAUUGUUGUCUUGUCCACUUCAGCUACUACUGCUAGAUUAGUUUCUAAAUACAGACCAGACUUACCAAUCAUCAUGGUCACCAGAAACCCAAGAGCUGCUAGAUUCUGUCACUUAUACCGUGGUGUUUACCCAUUCGUCUAUGACAAAGCUCCAUUAG